AUGGCUCCAGACGCUACUCUGAUUUAUUUCUUCUCUGAUCCACCAACAAUGGUGAGAGUUUUUUUGCAAACUAUUAUAUUUGUUUCAAUUCCUCUUUUUUUCAGACAAUCAUGGAGGCGCUUCUUGCCGCGUUCCCGCCGCUGUUCGAGCCGGAUCUUCACGGUGGAUACGUGAUGGAGGAGGACAACAAUGAGAUUGAGAUUGACGAAAACGAGCUUCUCGACGCCAUCGCCAAAGCGCACGACCCAGAAGACUGGGCUCACGCUCUCGGCAGAUCCGGAUAA
Messenger RNA from Caenorhabditis sp. 36 PRJEB53466, 284 nucleotides. The record is from the annotation of a GenBank genome assembly. Lineage: Eukaryota; Metazoa; Nematoda; Chromadorea; Rhabditida; Rhabditidae.